ACCUGCAUCAGCACACCCCGCCGACGCUCAUCUUCAGCUCAGUUUUACCAUCACGUUGUAGUUCGAUCACAAUGUAUCACAGUGCUCUCGUCGUCCACAAGUCCGAACAAGCCUUCGGUUCCUACACCAUCAAACAACUUCCUAGCGACGAUGUCUUCGUGACCAGACGUCUUUCGGGUGCCACUCGCCUGCCGCUUCAUACUACUGUCGGUGCUUUUACGGUCUCCGGCUCCAUCGACACAGUCUCCCUAGAAGCAACAGUGGCCGUGAAUAUUUCCGGAAUCAACCUAGGCCUAUUCUAUGGAAGGCCAAGCAGCGGGUUCCGGGUUGAUAUCGAGCUGGAGAUCUUCAAGGGAAGUGUUGAGGUUGAACUGGAUGCUUUCGAUGAGGUAUGGCUUCACAUCAGGCCAGCCGGGAAUUCGUCCAAACAUACAGCGGAGGGCUCCACGACGCAUCUCGCAAACUUGCCGAGUCUGGCUUGUGCGCCUUGGGUGUAGGAUUUGCGGUUUCAAGUUAUUCACGAAGCGAAUGAAUUGUUUUUAUGCUAUGUUUAUUAUUAUUGUUUAAGUUCGUCAUGUACAAUUCACCCUAUGUGGUCCCCAGGUAAGCCCUUUGGAGCUACAGACCCGGGGUGAUUUUAACUCAGCUGAUAAAGAUCAUGAAUCGCUAUCGCAUUGACCGCAA
This is a messenger RNA of Aspergillus glaucus CBS 516.65, 684 nucleotides long. RefSeq lists its product as uncharacterized. The record is from RefSeq and is a predicted model, not a curated record. Bases 72 to 497 code for a protein of 141 amino acids. NCBI's taxonomy places the organism in Eukaryota, Fungi, Ascomycota, Eurotiomycetes, Eurotiales, Aspergillaceae. The transcript has 3 exons.